AUGGGGCGGAGGUAUAAAGCACACCUGAAUAGAAGAGCAAGAGAAAAAAGUUAUUCAAUUGAUUUGAAUGAAACUGCUGAUCCAGGAGAAUCUAUAUCGGAGGAGAACUAUGUUCAAACAAUUACCGAAGUGAGUGUGGUUACUGGAAAGCCUAUGGAAAAUGACGAAAACAUAAUGGGACGAACCUUCAAGUCUGACGAUGAUGCAUAUGAAUUUUAUAAUGCUUAUGCAAGGACAGUUGGAUUCAGCGUGAGAAAACAAUAUGCUUCAAAAAGAAAAGCAGAUAAAGAAGUUAUGGGAAGGAUAUUUUGUUGUUCGCGUGGAGGAGAACGCGAAAAACACCCUAGGGGGACACCAACUAAACCUCGAGCGCUGAAGCGAACUGGUUGUAUGGCAAGAAUGUGA
Molecule: messenger RNA, 405 nt
Organism: Papaver somniferum (opium poppy)
Lineage: Eukaryota; Viridiplantae; Streptophyta; Magnoliopsida; Ranunculales; Papaveraceae
Product: protein FAR1-RELATED SEQUENCE 6-like
Exons: 2
Coding region: 1-405 (134 amino acids)
Source: RefSeq, a predicted model, not a curated record